AUGUGGGAGAUAAGGUGUUUCUUGAAAGUAGCAACUAUCAAGGGUGUUCUACGAUUUGAAAAGAAGGGAAAGUUGAGUCCUCGUUUUGUUGGACCGUGUAAGAUUCUAGAGCGAAUUGGCUCUGUAGCACAUCGUUUGAUAUUACCACCAUCACUCUCUGUUGUUCAUGAUAUGUUCCAUGUUUUUAUGUUGAGAAAGUAUGUGGUCGAUCCAUCUCAUGUGGUGGACUACGAGUCAUUAGAAAUUGAUAAAAACUUGAGCUAUGAAGAGGAAUCAGUUGAGAUUCUAGCUAGAGAGGUAAAGAUGUUGAGUAACAAAGGAAUUGUCUUAGUCAAAGUUUUGUGGCGAAAUCACCAAGUUGAAGAGGCUACAUGGGAGAGAGAAAAUGACAUGAGAUCUCGUUACCCAGAGUUUUUCGAAGAUUAG
Molecule: messenger RNA, 426 nt
Organism: Cucumis melo (muskmelon)
Lineage: Eukaryota; Viridiplantae; Streptophyta; Magnoliopsida; Cucurbitales; Cucurbitaceae
Exons: 1
Coding region: 1-426 (141 amino acids)
Source: RefSeq, a predicted model, not a curated record